AUGCGGUUAUCAAGAGAUGAUCCUGGCUUACCGCUUUACCACACAGACACUGCACGUGGCUACACCUUUCGCAGAAUAAGAACUCGAGCCCGUCAUUGGCUCUCAUCGCGAAGUAUCGGAGUCAAAGUAUGCAUCGCGUUCACUCUCUUGUUUGCACUUUUCGUUUUGGUGAAAAUUAGCAGUGGAAGGAGGUCAUCCACUCAAGAGUCCUACAUUUCGAAUCAGGAGGAGAUUAUAAUUAACGAGCAAGUCAUUUUCGCAAAAAAUGAGAGAGUAGAUAAAGCUGAGAAAAAAAACGACGACUUCAACGAAGAUCAUGUUGACUUGGAAAGACUUCCCGACUCUGACGACAAGCUUCAAGAUGACAAAAUUGAACUAGCGGAAAAACAUGCGAAUGUUGUCAAGUUCACAGGACCCACCAACGAUCGUCAACGAGCAGUUGUGAAAGCAUUCCAGCACUCGUGGCUUGGUUACAAAAAGUAUGCAUGGGGACACGAUACAUUGAAACCAGUUAGCAAGUCUUACAAUGAUUGGUUCGAUACCGGAUUGACUAUUGUGGAUGGACUGGAUACGGCCAUUGUUAUGGGUCUAGAAGAAGAAGCCGCUGAAGCCACCGAUUGGAUUCAGAAUAAGCUAACGUUUGAAAAGGACAGAAUGGUCAAUUUCUUCGAGUGCACAAUUCGUGUUCUGGGAGGAAUGAUGAGUGCUUUCUAUCUGACUGGUAAUCGGAUGUUUCUUGAGAAAUCUGUUGAUUUGGGUGACCGUCUGCUAUCUGCAUUCAAAUCGCCGUCUCCAAUUCCGUAUAGUGAUGUCAACUUGCUCAAGAGAACUGCAACAAAUCCACAAUGGGGAGCAGACUCAUCUCUAUCGGAAGUCACAACUGUCCAACUGGAAUAUAGAGCUUUGUCUAGAGCCAGUGGCAACAGCACUUACGAAGACUUGUCGUUCAACGUCUCAAAGCAUAUUCACAAGAUUGGAUGCGAAACUCACGAGGGAUUGUGUGGAAUGUUCAUUAAUGCAAACACGGGAAAUUUCAAAAAAGGCGCCACCAUCACAUUUGGAGCAAGAUCUGACAGUUAUUACGAGUAUUUGUUCAAGCAAUGGAUCCAAACUGGAAAGACGAUAGACUGGUUGAAAGAAGAUUAUGGAAAGGCGAUGACAGCGAUGGAAAAGUAUCUUUAUAGAAACUCAGAGCCUAAGAAGAUGUAUUUCAUUGGAGAAUUGCUGAGCGGAGAAACAUAUUCACCGAAAAUGGACCAUCUCGUCUGUUUUAUUGCGGGGACAUUGUCACAAGGAAGUAAAAAUGGUUUCCCACAAAAACAUAUGGAUAUGGCCGAGAAGAUUGGAGAGACCUGCCACAACAUGUACGAUAAUCCGACCGGGUUGGGACCAGAAAUUGCUCAUUUUAACAUGAUUCCUGGGAAAGAAGAUUUAUAUGUGAAGCCGCUGGAUGCUCAUUGCCUACUCCGACCAGAAGCAAUCGAAGGAUGGUUCUACCUUUACAGAUUUACGGGUGACAAAAAGUAUCAAGAGUGGGGAUGGGCUGCGUUCCAAGCUAUCGAGAAGUACGCGAGAAUUCCAACUGGAGGAUAUUCAUCAGUCGUGAAUGUGAAAAAAAUCGAUGUUAAAUAUAGAGAUUCAAUGGAGUCAUUUUUGCUUGGCGAGACAUUCAAAUAUCUUUACUUGCUUCUCGGAGAUGACCAAACGGUUUUGCCUCUUGACAAAUGGGUUUUCACUACGGAAGGCCAUCCAUUGCCUAUUUAUGAUCAUUAG
Messenger RNA from Caenorhabditis remanei, 1773 nucleotides. RefSeq lists its product as uncharacterized. Gene Ontology annotation, biological process: carbohydrate metabolic process; N-glycan processing. Gene Ontology annotation, cellular component: endoplasmic reticulum; membrane. NCBI's taxonomy places the organism in Eukaryota, Metazoa, Nematoda, Chromadorea, Rhabditida, Rhabditidae. The transcript is spliced from 12 exons. Gene Ontology annotation, molecular function: mannosyl-oligosaccharide 1,2-alpha-mannosidase activity; calcium ion binding. The record is from RefSeq and is a predicted model, not a curated record. Bases 1 to 1773 code for a protein of 590 amino acids.